Messenger RNA from Trichoderma virens Gv29-8, 657 nucleotides. RefSeq lists its product as uncharacterized. Gene Ontology annotation, cellular component: plasma membrane. The transcript is spliced from 2 exons. The annotation marks the transcript as partial. Lineage: Eukaryota; Fungi; Ascomycota; Sordariomycetes; Hypocreales; Hypocreaceae. The record is from RefSeq and is a predicted model, not a curated record.
AUCCUCCCAGUCAUCUCCAGCGUCGUCUGGCUCGGCAUGCUCCUAGGCCUCCUCCUCUACUGGGUCGUCGACACCAACAGCGAGCACUACUCGUACAUGGACAAUGGCGACUCCAUCGCCUUCAUCAGUGACAUUGGCGCCAGCAAGCUCAAGCCGCUCUUCAUCGCCGGAUCGUCCGUCACGACCGUCUUCCUCGACCUGUCCUUUGCCGCUGAGCGUCUACUGCGUCACAAUGGACGACUAGUGCCCAACACGACUCUCAAAGAAAAGGUUCUAUCCGUCCUCAGCAUUGUUUUUGCCAUCAUUGGCACGGCUGGCCUGAUCCUCUUGACCAUUUUCGAUACGCACCACCAUCAUCGCUUACACGACGUCUUCCUCUUGCUCUUCAUUGCCGGAUACAUUAUUUCUGCCGUUUUUAUCUGCUGGGAAUAUCAGCAGCUAGGCCUAUACAACCGCCAGCACCGCAUACUCCGCAUCUCCUUCUGGGUGAAGCUCACCUUUGUUCUCGUCGAAUUCGUUCUUGCCAUCAUCUUUGUCGCCACUAAUUGGAGCAACAACGAAAACGUCGCCGCCGUUUUCGAGUGGAUCAUUGCCUUCAUCUUCACAUUCUACAUCCUCUCCUUUGUCAUCGAUCUCUUGCCCGCCGUCCAUACAAAA